Molecule: messenger RNA, 168 nt
Organism: Alternaria arborescens
Lineage: Eukaryota; Fungi; Ascomycota; Dothideomycetes; Pleosporales; Pleosporaceae
Exons: 1
Coding region: 1-168 (55 amino acids)
Source: RefSeq, a predicted model, not a curated record
AUGCAAGGUACACUCCCAGCCGCUGGACAUAUGGCCAGUGAUUUACACGAACUACUCGUAGAGCCCCAGGAGCUGUGGGUACUCAAGCCCGUAACAGGGGGGCUCCAACGUAUCGGAGACGUGCAAGCCACCCACAGCGAGAACAGGGCGCUCCGGUACAUCCGCUAG